Messenger RNA from Epinephelus fuscoguttatus (brown-marbled grouper), 2478 nucleotides. RefSeq names its product EGF-like-domain, multiple 6 (gene egfl6). NCBI's taxonomy places the organism in Eukaryota, Metazoa, Chordata, Actinopteri, Perciformes, Serranidae. The record is from RefSeq and is a predicted model, not a curated record. The coding region runs from base 329 to 1960 and encodes 543 amino acids. Gene Ontology annotation, cellular component: membrane. The transcript is spliced from 13 exons. Gene Ontology annotation, molecular function: calcium ion binding.
AUCCCUCACAGUGCAGUGUCAUUUCACAGAGUGUCAACCCACCUCUGGAAUUUCAGAGAGGAAGAAGAGGAAGCAAAUUAUGGGACGCAGAGUAGAGCCGCAGCAUUGAAGAGAGUGAGAGAGACAGAGAUUUUUUUUCCCCCCUGGAGGAGACUUUGACUUUGUGCUCUGGAAAUCCAGCGUGCCUUGUGUGAAGCCACGACUAAGACCUGUUCCCUGUCUAAGCAUUUUAAUGAGCGUGAGCCCUCAGGAGGAAUAGUCGGAACUCACAGAAACCAAAGUCAGCCCCGUGGGAAGCAAAGCUCUCUGGCUGCUCACGGUCACAGACAUGCAGCCAUUCACCUUGGUCGGUGCUCUUUUCCUUGUGCUCCACAUCUCCUCUGGUAGUGCAGAAGCCCAUAGGCACUACCGACAAGUCCUCACUGGAAACCAACCAGGUGUAUGUCGCUAUGGCAGGAGGCUGGAGUGUUGCUACGGCUGGAAGAAAAACAGUAAAGGACAGUGUGAGGCUCAGUGUGACCACGGCUGCAAGCACGGAGAGUGUGUUGGCCCCAACAAAUGCAAGUGUUUUCCAGGAUACACCGGAAAGACAUGUAACCAAGAUCUGAAUGAGUGUGGCCUGAAACCUCGACCCUGUGAACAUCGCUGCAUGAACACCUACGGAAGUUACAAGUGCUACUGUCUCAAUGGUUACACCUUAAUGCCUGAUGGAUCUUGUGCAAAUUCCAGGACAUGCUCUAUUGCUCACUGUCAGUAUGGCUGUGAGGAAGUUCAGGGGGAGAUUCGCUGCCUCUGCCCAUCUGCAGGGCUGCAACUGGGGCAAGAUGGAAGGACUUGUGUAGAUAUUGAUGAAUGUGUAACUGGGAAGAACCUCUGCCCGUACAACAGACAAUGUGUAAACACCUUCGGCAGCUACUUGUGCAAGUGCCAGGACGGCUAUGACCUGAAAUAUGUUGACGGCAAAUAUGACUGUGUAGACAGUGAUGAGUGCGCAGCCGGCACCCACAAGUGCAGCCACCACGCUGUCUGUGUGAACACUCAAGGAUCCUACAAGUGCAGGUGCAAGUCUGGCUUCAGAGGCAAUGGCUUUGAAUGCUCUGUCAAGCCGUUUUAUCAGAGGUCGUGGGAUGGAGACAAAGGCAGUGCAGAUGAUUUCCUCAAUGCCAUCCCAGACUCUCAAGUGAGGACCAGGAUUCUGGGAGGUACGCUGGGCAACGAGGACAUCAAAAACGUUAUCCCUGAACCGGUUGUGACACCGCCUCCUAAGCUCCGCGAGCAGCCUUUCGACUAUGAUGGAGAGGUCUAUGUUGGCCCCCAGACUGAGCAGGGACAGGAGGACGCAUUUCCUGAGGAAGAAGAGGAGGAGGAGGAAGAGGAGGAAGAGGAAGACAACCAGCUCAAUCCAAGAGGAGAUGUUUUCAUAUCAGAGGACUUUGAAUCAGUGUUCGGCCCAGCCACAGAAGUCAAAGAAAUCGAAAUUACACCAGUUCAGGAAGAGUUUAUCAUGGAUUGCAACUUUGAUCAGGGAGCAUGUGAGUGGGUCCAAGACAAGGCUGAUGACAUGGACUGGAGCGUAGCCUACCAUAAUGAUGCCGAGUACUACAUGGCCAUGAGUGGGCUUCUAGGGGAGCCAGACGAUAUCGCCAAGCUGAAGUUGCUUCUCAGUGACCGCGCCCAGCAGGGUAGCUUCUGCCUCACCUUUGACUACCGUGUGGUGGGCCAAAAUGUGGGAACGCUCAGGGUGCUGCUGGAUAACAAUGCUUACCCAGUCUGGGAGCAGAGCCGAAGCAGAAACCAGGAGUGGCAGACAGAGCUCCUCACUGUGGCCUGGAAAGAGGAGGCACCAGAAUCUAUCAUCUUUGAAGCUCAGCAUGGGAAAGAUGUCGGAGGAGAGAUUGGGCUGGACAAUGUUGUGCUGACCUCAGGGCCCUGUCAAGAUGAUGUCAGUCCAUUCGUUUAAGAAGAAUCAUCACCCCGGGUUUACAAUUGAAAAUCUGCUCUAACUGAUACAUGUGAAAUAUUGCUGUUUCCUUUCCACAUGGUCUGGAGUUUCUCAAUGUUUCCUCAUGGCUUAGCCACUAGACAUCCACAUAAAGAUACAAAAGCAUGGUCUCAAUGGAAGAUUAUGUGUUAUCAAUGAAUGCAUGUUUACUUAGUACAUCAAUCUGCUCCUAUCUUUAUUUUCAAAAUGGUCUCUCAGCGUACAGAUAACUCAGAUCUCAGGAAUAGGUGGAAAUGCAAACUUUGUGUGUAAGUUAGAUGUAACAGUAUUGUGCUUAGUCAUUUGUUGUGUAUGUGAUUGCUGAAGUUAACUGAAAAAUAAUCUACCACAUGUAAUGUGAAUUCUUAGGGUGAAUUAUAUCUGACAUUCAAUCUUAGAUGAAUAACUUUUUUGAAGGCUGGUUAGUUUAAAUGAUAAAAGGUAACAGUGCAUAAUAGAACUGCUGUAAAUUUUGCUUUCAUGUUAUGUUGUACUAU